Molecule: messenger RNA, 14046 nt
Organism: Zophobas morio
Lineage: Eukaryota; Metazoa; Arthropoda; Insecta; Coleoptera; Tenebrionidae
Gene: Dnah3
Product: dynein axonemal heavy chain 3
Exons: 24
Coding region: 60-12302 (4080 amino acids)
Biological process (GO): microtubule-based movement
Cellular component (GO): dynein complex
Molecular function (GO): ATP binding; dynein intermediate chain binding; dynein light intermediate chain binding
Source: RefSeq, a predicted model, not a curated record
AGCAACGAAUCAACAUUUCCUCUUGUCACCGUUGGAUCAAUAUUUAAAAUUUCGGGAAAAUGUUUGAGGAAUUCGAAGAGUUGCCGGAACUUCCUCCCCUGCCGGAAAUCGGAUCCGACGAUGAAGAAAAUCCGAGUCACUUCAUCCGCCGGAUCAAAGAGGAUUUUUUGUAUCCUCCACUCAUCGCACCGCAGUCGUGGACCAAAACCGUCCCGGAGAAAUUCUCACAACAGUACUACAAACCUAGUGAGACGAUCGGGGCGGCGUUCACACCGUCGGCGCAGAAGUUGAGGAUUCAAGCCUUGAGGGUGAAGCCGAAGAACAAGAGAGAUCCAGAGAGGAAUCCAAUCGGGGAAGAUGGAAAGUUGUGUUAUCCUCCGACAAAGUACAGGUACAUGCAAGAAGAGGAAGACAGGAUUAGGGAAAUGGAGGAAGAAAGGAAUAGGGAGAGGCACGUGGUCCCGGGAAUAGUGAAUCUGGAGGACUUGCUAACGGGUGAGUAUAUGAGAAAGAAAAGGAGACAGAUGGACAUCAAGAAGAAGGAGAAGAAUAUGAAGAGGAAAUUGUCGCGGGAGGAAAUCGAUUACAUACCGGACGACACCAAAAAAUUGAAGAGACUGCAAGCGGUUCUUCCUAAAGACCCCGACAAACAAAAACGCAUCCUCUUCGAACAAACUGAGAGAUACAUGAAGAUAUUAAUCUCCGAAGAAGACGAAACACGCUACAACUACUACUUCAACGAAGGUAUCCAAGAAUCAGACUUGUCUCCUUACGACAGAACCUACAUAGUCAAAGCCAUCACGAAAAUACCAGCAAGAUACAAACUCUUGAAAGACUACAAACCCAUGAUCACCACCCACGAGAACGAAAUCAUGGAAUUUUAUAGUUACCACACCCGAAAAAACCUUCUCCACUACAUCCUCAAAGACCCAAAAGAAUUGAAACGGUUACGCAUCCAACAAAUCCCUUGUGAUUACCCUGUUUUGGUGGUACGAGCACCAGUACCAUGGCACAAUACUUUCUGUGUAUCGCAACAACUAAUGGAGAAGCACUUUUACAACGGGAACAUAGUUGUUCUUCAAAUAAGAGACCUGUGGGAGAACAAAUACGUGGACAUGAUGAUCAUACCAGACAACCGUUUGGAAGAUACAGGAAAAUUCCCCUUAGAAAUGGAAGAUCUGGAAAGACAGAUCGACGCGAUUUGUGACGAAUCGAGACGCAUCCUCGUCAAGGAAUGGUUACCGUCGUGCGCAGACGUCUUCCUCAAAAACAAAUCAGCGUGGAAGAAGUACAUCCCGAUGAGACCAUCGGAUUCCCCGGUUUUGGUGGAACGGUUCUUUGAUUGUGUGAACGGGUUGCUUUCCAUGCAACUCAGAAGUCUUGUGAUGAGGUCUUUGGAACAUUUUCUGCGCUUCUUGGUCAAAUUCAAGGACGGUAACGAUUUCGGAAGCGAGUACCAAGACAUGGCUCUGAUCAACUUGCCAGUGAUCAAAGUUACUCCCAGAGUGGACAAAGAGACCCAAAAAAUUGUCCUCCACCCUCCUCUGACCGACAUCAGCGAGUUCAUUAAUCGCUGCUUCAACAAAAUUCUAGAAGUCAAUAGGAAAAUUCCGAAGAUCGAGAACAUCAUGUUUCCAGAAUUUGCAUCAAAGGAAACUUUCUUGUUCCCUGUAUUGCGUGAGGAGUUGCCUGUCGAAGACAUCUUCCAGGAAGGUUUGAAAUAUUUCGACACUAAUUUGAUCGGUCCUUUGAAUUAUUUGAAGAUGUAUGAUAAGUACCUCUACAUUCUCGAGGGAGAAGCCGAGAACGAGAUGUUGAAGUUCUUUGAAGUUGUUCCAUUCCCGUUUUUGAAAGAUUUUGCCAAAAAGAUCUACUACUAUGCAGACUUAAGAGACGAGAUGAUCUUCCUGAGACGCUCUAUUCCACUUAACUUUAUCAGUUUGGAGUGUGGGGAGCUCAACGACACUUUAUACAACAUCGUAGAUAAUAUUCGAAGCCACAUCGUCAACUACUUCAUAACCGAGAAUCAUGACCACAACCGAAAAAUUUGCGACGUCUUCGACGAAAUGUCGCAGAAGGUGAGCGUUGGUACCGACACUGUCGCAGAACUCGUCGCCCUCUUUAAUUACGUGAUGGAGUGCAGAGACGUCACCAUGUACAACUUACGAGAACAGAUUAGGAAGACUGCCGAAAACGUGAGUUUCCUGAUGGACCAUGCCCACUUGUCUCCCGAAGACAUCACUCUAAAUUCUCGAGUGUUCCUCUGGCCCAAAGAAAUGGAAAACAUCAUCGAACUAGCCAUACAAAGACUCAACAUGAAAAGGGAACAAGCGGAAGUCAACCUGAAAAGCAAACGAACUAUUUUCGAAGCCAAACUCAAACGUCACGAGAAACUGUUGGUCGCUUUCAAAAAAAGAGAUCCACCUUUGUUGACUAUGGAAGAAAUGGAGGACUGCGUGACCGCAGUUGAGGAUCUCGUCCAAAAACUCAACGAAGACAAACAAGAAGCCGAUAUAAUCAACGAAGAAGAACAAUUACUAGAUUUUGAUCCUUCUUCUUUCCUUAAUUUACAAAAAAUGCUCACUGUUGUCGAUCCGUACGACAAACUGUGGCACACGGUACUCAAUUUCCACGUUCAGUACGACUUGUGGUACUACGGGCCGUUCGCCGAUUUAGAUGCUGAAGAAAUCUCCGAGUCCGUUGAAAACACAUGGAAAAUCCUCUACAAACUUGCUAAAACUCUUCACGAUAAUCCAGCAGCGAGAAGAAUCGCGGAAAUGGUCAGAGCUAAAGUUGAGAAGUUCAGACAGUUCUUGCCGGUUUUGCAAACUGUGUGUAACAAAGGGCUGCAGAAGCGACAUUGGGAUGGCAUUGGUGAACUGAUCGGUCAAGAGAUCGUGGUCACACCCGAGCUGACUCUAAACGACAUGAUCGAACUGGGAUUGCCUAAAUUUACGACACAGCUGGAAGAAAUCAGUGUAUCUGCAUCGAAAGAGUACGAACUGGAGAAGAACUUGAUGAAGAUGAAAGAGGAAUGGGCUGACAUUGCCUUCGACUUGGUACCGUACAGAGAGACCGGUGUUCACAUUUUGACGUCUGUGGACGACAUCCAGCUGUUGAUGGACGACCAUUUGUUGAAAGCACAGACCAUGAGGGGUUCCCCGUACGUGAAACCCUUCGAAGAGGAAAUGCAAGCUUGGGAGCACAAGUUGAUUUCGAUGCAAGAUAUUCUAGAAGCUUGGUUAACUUGCCAGGUUACAUGGAUGUACCUGGAACCGAUCUUCAGCUCCGAAGACAUAAUGAGACAAAUGCCGGCGGAAGCUCGCAAUUUCAAACAAGUGGAUAAAAUCUGGAGAGCCAUUCAAUCACACACCGUCAAACAUCCGAAGGUCUUGGUGGCAACCGAUUUUAAGAGCAUGCUUAAUUCUUUGCGGGAGUGUAAUCGUCUGUUGGACGACAUCCAGAAAGGACUGAACGACUAUCUAGAGAAGAAGCGAUUAUUCUUCCCACGGUUCUUCUUCUUAUCCAACGACGAGCUUCUGGAAAUCUUGUCAGAAACUAAGGACCCGUACAGGGUGCAACCUCAUCUCAAGAAAUGCUUCGAAGGCAUCAACUUGUUGGACUUCAACGAAGAGGAAGAAAUCAUGGGAAUGAUGAGCGUCGAAAGAGAAUUAGUACCGUUCAGUGGGAAAAUCGUCCCGGCUGAAGCUAAAGGAAUGGUGGAGAAGUGGUUGGUCCAAGUCGAAAGCAUGAUGUUGCAAUCACUCAAAGACAUCACAGCGGAGUCGCUCAAAGCCGCUGCCACCGCUAAACGGAUCGACUGGAUUCACGAAUGGCCUGGACAGAUCGUCCAGUGUUGCAACUGCAUUCAAUGGACGAACGACGUGACUCAAGCCAUUCUUGAAGGAACGCUGAAACAGCAAACCGAACUGUGUACCAAACAGAUAGAAACCAGCGUCAAAAUGAUCCAAGGUCGACUGUCUAUAGGUACUCAAAUCACAGUCGAAGCUCUUAUAGUAAUAGACGUCCAUGGACGGGACAUCGUCAAGAAACUCCACGAGCUAAAGGUAAAAGGGAUCAGUGACUUCAACUGGAUUUCACAAUUAAGGUACUACUGGGCGGAGAACCUUGUCCGAGUGUGCAUGAUCACGACGGAAGUUAUGUACGGUUUCGAGUACCUAGGUAACACUGGGAGGUUAGUAGCGACGCCGUUAACCGAUCGCUGCUACCGCACACUCAUGGGGGCUCUGAAACUCCAUCUAGGAGGAGCUCCCGAAGGACCCGCCGGUACCGGAAAAACCGAAACUUGCAAAGAUUUAGCAAAGGCGGUCGCGAAGAAGUGCGUGGUGUUUAACUGUUCCGACGGAUUAGAUUACAAAGCUUUAGGGAAGUUCUUCAAAGGGUUGGCACAAUCAGGAGCUUGGUCGUGCUUCGACGAGUUCAACAGAAUCGAACUCGAAGUGCUUUCGGUUGUAGCGCAACAAAUUCUAAGCAUACAGAUGGCCGUUGCAGCAAACCUAAAAAAGUUUGUUUUCGAAGGUACGGAAAUCACUCUAGAUCCGACCUGUAUGGUUUUCAUUACCAUGAAUCCUGGAUAUGCCGGUCGCCAGGAGUUACCCGAUAACUUGAAAGUGCUUUUCCGGACGGUGGCCAUGAUGGUACCGGACUACGCCAUGAUCGGCGAAAUCUCGCUGUAUUCGUACGGUUUCGUCGAAGCGGGACCGUUAUCACAGAAGAUCGUCCACACGUAUAAACUCUGCUCGGAGCAACUGUCGUCCCAAAAUCACUACGACUACGGGAUGAGAGCCGUCAAGUCCGUUCUACUGGCUGCUGGGGCUCUCAAAAGACAAUACCCGAGGACUUCGGAGGCCCAACUCGUCCUGAGGGCCAUCAUCGAUGUGAAUCUACCCAAAUUCUUAGCUCAAGACGUUCCUCUAUUCGAAGGUAUCUUCUCCGACUUGUUCCCCGGCGUCGAAAUCCCCAAGUUCGAAAGAGACGAGCUCAUCCAAUACCUCAUCCAAGAAAUUAAGAAGAAAAACUUACAACCCACGGAAUGGUUCGUCGGGAAGUGUAUGCAAAUCUACGAGAUGAUCCUCGUCCGACACGGGCUGAUGAUCGUCGGACGUCCGAUGGGUGGUAAAACUUGUGCUUACCAGUCGCUAGCUGAAGGUCUUGGAACUUUAUCCAAAGACCCCAAAGCUAAUCUUCGCGAAAACCGAGUGGUUUACCGGAUCAUCAACCCUAAAGCCAUCACCAUGGGACAAUUGUACGGCCAGUUCGACCCGGCGUCCCACGAAUGGUCUGACGGUGUUUUAGCCAACACGUUCCGCGAAUUUGCAGUCAGUCCCACCAAAGACCGGAAGUGGAUUCUGUUCGACGGUCCAGUGGACGCUGUUUGGAUCGAAAAUAUGAACACGGUGUUGGACGACAACAAGAAACUGUGUCUGAUGUCCGGAGAAAUCAUCCAAAUGUCGCCUCAGAUGAACCUGAUUUUUGAACCGGCGGAUUUAGAGCAGGCCUCUCCGGCUACCGUCUCCCGUUGCGGGAUGAUCUACAUGGAACCGAACCUACUGGGUUGGAGGCCUCUCUUGAACUCGUAUCUAACAACCUUGUCGAAGUCUUUGAUCCCGGAACAGAUGGAAGUGUUUUGCGACGUCAUCGACUGGUUGGUGCCGGCUUGUUUCAAACAAAUUAAAAAAUUGAAAGUGUUUGUGGAGAGUUCCGAAACCCAUUUGUUCCAUACUUUCACCAGACUCUUCACGUGCAUGUUGGCCAACGAACAACAAGUCAGCACACUGUGGUUACAAUGCACCUUGAUCUUCUGUCUGGCGUGGGGUUUGGCCUCGAUUUUAACCCUCGAAGGCCAACAAAGCUUCGACGUGUUCUACCGUAAAGUUCUGAACGGAGAGUCCAAAAAGUACCCCAAACCGAAAUCGUACAAACUCAGCAAAGCGCAAAUCUUUCCAGAACGGGCUUCCAUUUUUGAUUGGAUCUUCGACAAACGCAACAACGGAAGCUGGAUUAAUUGGUUGGACACGGCGGAUAAAGUUCAACAGAUACCUUUCAACGCGAAACCCAGCGAACUCAUCAUCCAGACGAACCAGUCGUGCUGCCAAAGGUUCUUCUUGAAGCUGUACCAAGACAACAAGCUACCUUUGUUGUUUGUGGGACCUACGGGAACCGGGAAGACUGCAGUGGUUUUGGACCACUUGAUGAAUCUACCGAAGGAGAAGUUCUUGCCUAACGUGGUUAACUUCAGUGCGAGGACCACCUCCGUGAUGACCCAGGAAAUGGUCAUGUCGAAGUUGGACAAGCGACGACGGGGGGUGUAUGGACCUUCCAUGGGCAAGACUUGCGUUCUUUUCGUGGAUGAUUUGGGUAUACCGCAGAAGGAGACGUGGGGGGCUCAACCACCAGUGGAGCUGCUGAGGCAAUGGAUAGACCAUGGUCAUUGGUUUGAUAAAGACACGACGGUGCUCCAGUUGGUGGAUGUGAAUUUUAUCGGUGCGAUGGGCCCACCCGGUGGGGGUCGCAACGAAGUCACCGACCGCUUCCUCCGCCACAUGCAAAUCGUCGGAAUCGACUCCUUCGACGACAACACCCUCACUAAAAUCUUUUGUACGAUUUUGGACUGGCACUUCUCCAGAGGGUACGACGAACCAGUGGCACGUCUCUACAAAUGGUGCGUUGGGGCAACCAUGGAUGUGUACAAGCAAGCGAUCCUCCAGUUCCUGCCAACCCCCGCGAAGUCGCACUACACUUUCUCUUUGCGCGACUUCUCCAGAGUGAUCAACGGGGUCAUGCUAACCCCACCGGCCCGCAUGACCGACCCAGACAAAUUCAUCCGUUUGUGGAUCCACGAAAGUUAUCGAGUCUUCCACGACCGACUCAUCGACGACGAGGACCGCAAACUCCUCUUUAACAUCGUUCGGGAAUCCACCUACCAGAACUACCGCCAACCCAUGGACAAAGUCUGUGCGAUUUUAGUCCCUGAUGGAGAGACCCUCGGUCCCACUCACAUCCGGAACUUAUUCUACGGAAACUACAUCGAGCCCGACGCCGAACCCAAAAUCUACGACGAGAUCACCGACCUAGACUUACUGACCGAAAAAAUGAACUACUACCUAGGGGAGUACAACUUGAUAUCGAAGUCACCGAUGAACCUAGUUAUGUUCAAGUUCGCAAUCGAGCACGUGUCCCGGGUGUCACGGGUCCUGAUGCAACCCAACGGAAACGUACUCCUGGUGGGGAUGGGUGGACUGGGGCGGCACAGUGCCGCCCGUCUCGCCGCCUCCAUCGCCGAACAGAACACGUACGAAAUCGAGAUCACCAGAACGUACGGGAUUUAUGACUGGCGCGAAGAUCUGAAGAAGCUACUAUUGAAGGCUGGGGGCGAAGGAAAACCGAUCGUGUUCAUCUUCGCCGACACGCAAAUCGCCGACGAGAUGUUCAUCGAGGACAUCAACACGGUGUUGAAUACCGCCGACGUCCCGAAUCUGUAUGCUCCGGACGAGAAGGCGGAGAUUUUAGAGAGGAUGCAAGCCGCUGCGAGGGAUAGCGGGAAGAAGAUCGAGUUGACGCCGCUGGCGCUGUACAACUUCUUCAUCGAGAGGGUGAAGAGGAAUCUUCACGUGGCGUUGUGUUUGAGUCCGAUCGGGGAUUCGUUUAGGGUGAGGUGUCGGAUGUUUCCGUCGUUGAUCAACUGUUGUACCAUCGACUGGUUUCAGAAGUGGCCCGACGAUGCUCUGGAAAGGGUAGCCUACAUGUUUCUCAUAGAAACGAACUUCGAUGAGCCUACGACAGACAUGUGUGUCAGAAUUUGCCAGUACUUUCACCUGACGGUGUCUCAAGCUUCGGAAAUGUUCUACAAGGAGCAACGACGGAGGACUUAUGUCACUCCGACGUCGUACCUAGAACUUAUCCAAACGUUCAAAUCUUUCUACUUCCUUAAAGUGGAACAAAUCACCAACCAGAAGAAUCGCUACGAAACCGGUUUACAAAAACUAGACUUUGCUGCUGGUCAGGUCGGUUUGAUGCAAGACGAAUUACGCGAACUACAACCGAAACUAGUGGUAGCGUCGGCGGUCACCGAGAAACUCAUGAUCAAAAUCGAACAAGACACCGUCAUCGUGGAAAAAAAGAAAGAGAUAGUGGGGGCCGACGAAGCCUUAGCUAACGAGGCGGCAGCAGCCGCUCAAGCUAUCAAAGACGACUGCGAAUCGGACUUAUCCGAAGCAAUGCCAGCCCUCGAGGCCGCUCUCAAAGCCUUAAACACCCUCACCCCCAACGACAUCACCAUGGUCAAAUCCAUGAAAAACCCUCCUUCUGGAGUGAAACUCGUGAUGGAAGCUGUCUGCGUGAUGAAGCAAAUCAAACCCGAUAGGAAGCCCGACUUGACCACCGGUCGCAUGGUCGAAGACUUCUGGGGCCCCUCCAUCAAGCUCCUCGGAGACAUGAAGUUCCUCGAAAACCUAAAAAGCUACGACAAGGACAACAUCCCGACCGCCGUCAUGAAGCGCAUCCGUGAAAGAUACAUGCCCGAUCGGGAGUUCAACCCGGAACGCAUCAAGACCGUCUCCACCGCCUGCGAAGGUCUCUGCAAGUGGGUCCGAGCGAUGGAGGUAUACGACCGAGUGAUCAAAAUCGUGGCUCCGAAGAAAGCCGCUCUGGCGGAAGCCGAAGCCGAAUUGGCAGCCCAGAUGGACACUCUUAACGAGAAACGGGCGCAGCUGCAGGAAGUCACCGAUAAACUUCAGGCGCUGAACGACGAAUUCGCCGCCGAAACCAAGAAGAAGAAAGAGCUGGAAGACCAGAUCGAGAUCUGCUCCCAGAAACUAGAUCGGGCGGAAAAGCUGAUCGGCGGGUUGGGUGGCGAGAAGUCGCGAUGGUCGCAAGCCGCCAAGGACUUGAUGGCGUUGUUGGAGAACGUCAUCGGGGACGUGAUCUUGUCGUCGGGGGCGGUGGCGUACUUGGGGGCCUUCACGGUGGAUUACAGAACGGGGCUGUUGAAGGACUGGAAUCAGUUUUGUCUAAAGUUGGGGAUUCCGUGUUCGCAGAAUUUCUCGCUGGUUGCCACCAUGGGAGAUCCGCUUGAUAUACGAACGUGGAAUAUAGCGGGGCUUCCGGUCGACAAUUACAGCAUCGAGAACGGGAUUAUCGCGACGAAAGCGAGACGGUGGCCGUUGAUGAUUGAUCCACAGGGACAAGCGAAUAAGUGGGUGAAGAAUUUCGAGAAGCAGAAUAAACUACAAGUAAUCAAGCUAACAGAUGCCAACUACGUGAGGGUUUUAGAAAACGCGAUCCAGUUCGGCACACCUGUAAUACUCGAGAACAUCAUGCAAGAGAUCGAUGCAGCGUUGGACCCGGUUUUGAUCAAGAACAUUUUCAAACAACAAGGAAUUUGGUAUUUGAAACUAGGGGACAACUUGUUGGAGUAUUCGUUAAAUUUUCGCUUCUACAUAACGACGAGACUGAGAAACCCCCACUAUUUGCCCGAAACGGCAGUCAAAGUCACUUUGUUGAACUUCAUGCUGACAUCGCAAGGCCUCCAGGACCAACUUCUGGGGAUCGUAGUGGCACGAGAGCGACCCGAACUCGAAGAGAAGAAAAACUCGAUGAUCGUCGAAAGCGCCAACAACAAGAAGAUGCUGAAGGAAAUCGAAGACAAGAUUUUAGAGGUGCUGUCGACAUCGGAAGGCAACAUCCUGGAGGACGAGACCGCCAUCAAGAUCCUCUCGUCGAGUAAAGUCCUGUCCGAAGAAAUCCAAGAAAAACAGAAAUUGGCUGCCGUCACGGAGAAAGAAAUCGACAGUGCGAGGAAUUUGUAUAUACCGGUCUCGAAACACUCCUCAGUUCUAUUCUUCUGCAUAUCGGAUCUGGCGAACAUCGACCCCAUGUACCAAUACUCGAUGACCUGGUUCAUCAAUCUUUACAACCAGUCGAUCACGAAUAGCGAAAAAUCGCCAGUUCUGGAGCUACGCCUGGGCUACUUGAACGACCACUUCACCAACAGCAUCUACAGGAACGUCUGUCGUUCGCUCUUCGAGAAAGACAAGUUGAUCUUCUCCCUCGUUCUAACAGUUGGGAUCUUGCGAUCCCAGAAACUCAUCGACGAAGACGUCUGGACGUUCCUUCUCACCGGAGGCGUGUCUCUAGACAAUCCCUUUCCAAAUCCGGCCCCCGAAUGGCUCUCCGAAAAAUGCUGGUCCGAGAUCGUCAGAGCCAGCCAUCUGUCCGGUCUCGACGGCUUCAAAAACCACUUCGAGAAAAAUGUUCAGGUAUGGAAAAAGUUCUACGAUAUCUCCAACCCGAACGAAGUCCCGUGUCCCGAGCCCUUCCACGAACUGAAAGGUUUAACCAGAUUGGUAGCGUUGCGCUGCAUCCGCCCGGACAAAAUAGUACCAGCUGUGCAGUCGUACAUCGUCGAAGAAAUGGGUCCGAGGUACCUCGAGCCGCCACAGUUCAACCUAGAGGAGUCCUACAACGACAGCCACUGCUGUUCUCCUCUGAUUUUCAUUCUGAGUCCAGGGUCUGACCCCAUGGCCGGGUUGGUGCGUUUCGCGGCUGACAAAGGCAUACAGAAGACGGACUUGAUGACGAUAUCGCUGGGGCAAGGACAAGGACCCAUCGCGUCACAGAUGAUCAACAAGGGACUCGAAACCGGCCAGUGGGUGGUUCUGCAGAACUGUCACUUGGCGGCUAGUUGGAUGCGGGAGUUGGACCGGAUUUGCGACGAAGUGGUCAUUCCGGAGUUUGCCAACGAGAAUUUCAGGUUGUGGCUGACGAGCUACCCGAGUAACGCCUUCCCGGUGGCCAUCCUCCAGAACGGUGUGAAAAUGACGAAUGAGGCUCCGAAAGGGUUACGCCAGAACCUUCUGCGUUCCUACAUGUCGGAUCCUAUUUCUGACCCCACGUUCUACAAUUCGGUGGAGAACUGGAGAUCUUUCCAGGUCAUUUUAUUUUCGCUGUGUUUCUUUCACGGGAUCGUGCAAGAAAGAAGGAAAUUUGGGCCACUGGGAUGGAAUAUUCCUUACGAGUUUAACGAGUCGGAUUUGACGAUUUGUGUUUUGCAGCUGCAGAUGUUUCUGCAAGAUUAUAAAGACGUACCGUUUGACGCCUUGACGUACUUAGCUGGAGAGUGCAACUACGGCGGUCGAGUCACCGAUGAUAAGGAUCGCAGGCUUUUGAACUCCCUUUUGUCGAUUUUUUACACACCGGAAGUCAUCACGAAACCACUGUACGCGUUCUCACCAAGCGGACUUUAUUACGUACCUGUGGACACUACUUACGAGGGUUGUCUUGGUUACAUACGCAACCUUCCGAUAAUACCCCAGCCGGAAGUCUACGGUUUACACGAGAACGCCGACAUCACCAAAGACAAUCAAGAGACGCAAAUACUACUCAACGGAGUUUUGCUCACCCAAACCCACAUCACAGCCGGUGGUGGUGGCGACGACACCCAAGACGUCCUUAUAGACCUAGCGAAUGACAUUCUCACCAAAAUACCCGCACAAUUUGACGUGGAGGACGUCAGCGAGAAGUACCCGGUGAUGUACAGCAACUCCAUGAACACCGUUUUGAGACAGGAACUCAUUCGGUUCAAUCGACUGACGGAAGUGGUCAAACGUACGCUCUCCUUCAUGAUUAAAGCCGUCAAAGGUCUGGUGGUGAUGUCCGGAGAGCUCGAAGAAGUGUGCAAGUCGCUGAUGGUAGGAAAAGUACCAACAGCGUGGGCUAACAAGAGCUACCCCAGUUUGAAACCGUUAGGGUCUUAUAUACUCGACUUGAUUCAAAGGUUGAAAUUUUUCCAAGAUUGGAUAGAACAAGGACCGCCUACAGUCUUCUGGUUGUCGGGUUUCUACUUCACCCAGUCUUUCCUCACCGGAGUUUUACAAAACUUCUCCAGAAAACGCAAACUACCGAUAGAUUGGAUUCACUUCGAGUUUGUCACCACCAAAUUCGAGAAAGAAACUCCGAACCCGCCGGAAAUAGGAGUGUAUUGCAAGGGUCUCUUCUUGGAAGGAGCCCGCUGGGACCGCAAACUCCUGAAACUGAACGAAUCCCUCCCCAAAAUCCUCUUCGACACGCUUCCAAUCAUAUGGCUCAGACCUAACGAAACCUCUGAAUACAAACCCGUUCCUUGUUACAACUGUCCAGUGUAUAAAACCAGCGCGAGAAGAGGUGUUUUGUCGACGACAGGACACUCGACGAACUUCGUCAUGUACAUGACCUUCGAUUCGGACAAACCGGAAAGACACUGGAUCAACAGGGGAGUCGCUGCUUUGUGUCAACUCGACGAUUAACCUUUCCAAUAAAAUACUAAACUAGGAAAAGACUAUGUUGUGUUUAUUUCCAAGUCGGAGUCCGACUUUAUAUCGGACGAUUGCGAGCCCAGCGAAGUCGCGCUUUCUUGAUAGCAGGUUAUGCGAAGAGCGGGACUUUCUGUCUUCACUUCUUCUUCCGUGUCUGAGAGGAUGACGCUGCAGUCUUCGGAGGUGUUGAUGGGCGGCGGCGUUGGCGGGAGCGGCGGUGGUUUCGGGGUUUCCACCAUCUCCACGAUCCUCGUGUUGCUCUCCAUAUUCUUCUGCAGGAAGCAGAUCUUCGACAGUUCUUCCAGCCGCUGCUUGACGAUGUCCAAGUUCUUGCACUUCUGCUUCGGUGGAUCGCUUUUGUUCUUCUUGGUUGCCUUAUCUAUGUCGUUGUGGAGAUUGUUCAAGAACUGCUGUAUCUGCUCCUUGAUUAUGUCGGCUACUUGAUUGGCGUACUUUUCCUCGUUUGCGUCCUGAACAUUCUUCUCACAGUCCCCCACUGCAAAACGGCGCAUGAAAUGCGGGUUAAAGUAUAACAAACACACACUUUUACCAGGAAGGGGAUCAAUGGGAGCAUUCCCUGGCACCUUCUUGACCGCGAAACUGCUCUUGCUUUUUCUCUCUUCGUUCUUGGGGCUUUUUUUCUCGGGGACUUUUUCCACGGCUGCCUUCUCCUUGGGCUUCGCAGCCUUUUUCCCGAUCAAGUACGAGAAGAUCGGGACGAAGUUGGUGACCAUGGGGAGAUGGAACACGGCGGUUUUGUUGUCGGCGUUCUUCUCGAUGAGGGUGUUGAUGAACUUGUGACAGGAAUUUAUGUAGUUGAUGGCCUUUACGUAGUCUCUUCGCAUCCCGCCGUCGUUUUGGCCGAACCUCGCGCAAGGAUAAAACGUUAGAUUUUCUUCUUUGAUCAGAACGACGCGUUCGGUUUGACAACUGGAGGAUUUUCGUUGGGCCAGAACACGAGGGAGGGGUUUGGGGGCGCUUUUGGCCGGCUUGGUCGGAACGGGAAUGAAGUUACUUCUUUGAUUCCUCAUUCUGCGAAUUUUGAUUCACAUAGCGGAGAGAAAAUUGUCAUUGCGACAAGGCGGAAUUUUGACAGAUCGAAUGGCAAUUGUUUUGGGGAAAGAGUAGCCUCCGAGACCCACAUGGUAGAGUCAAAUAAUUCAAGAGGUUAUUAAGAGGAUUUAUAAUUCUCGAUAAAUGAGUCACCGAGUGACCCACACAAGAUAAUUAACGUUACUCAUAAUAACUCGCGCGUCAAACGUAACCUCUGAUAAGAUUACAACAGCCAAUAUUGUUUAUAAACCGGUGAAAGGAAUCCGGUUUCAGUUACAAGUUUGUUGUCGUUGAAAAACAAUACCUUCGUAGAACUUUUUGUACUUAAAUCAGCUGCAAAAAUGACUCACGGCGGCCAUUUUGGUGGACAUCACGGCGGCCAUCACGGCGGGCAUCACGGCGGACAUCACGGCGGGCAUCACGGUGGGCAUCAUAUUGGUCCUCAUGGGCCACACGGUCAUCAUGGACCGCAUCACCACCAUCACCACCAUCAUGGACCGCCGCCACCCCCAAUUUUCCCCCACCCUCGACGACGAACAAGAUAUGUGGACUGUUGCUUUUGCACGAUUUUGUAAAUUUUCUUUGAAGUAUUAAUGUUGAAGCUCAAAACGUAUUACAUACUCUUCUAGUCAUUGAAUGCCCUUUUUUGUAUAAAAUAAUAAAACGCAACUAAACUUAGAAA